Lecanosticta acicola is the source of this 2798-nucleotide messenger RNA. Lineage: Eukaryota; Fungi; Ascomycota; Dothideomycetes; Mycosphaerellales; Mycosphaerellaceae. The record is from the annotation of a GenBank genome assembly.
AUGGAGAUGUUGUUGCUGGCUUUUGCACUAUGCGGUGGCAUUGUGCGGGCUCAGGACAGGCUAUCCGAUUAUGUUGAUCCAUUGAUUGGUACUGAGGGAGCCAUUCCCGGAUCUGGUGAGCAUUUGCACCAACACGCUGUUCUCUUCUUCUCGUACUAAUAUGUACUGCAGCACUUGGAGGCGGCAACAGUUUUCCAGGCGCAAGUCUCCCAUGGGGCAUGGCCAAAGUUGGAAUCGAUACCAGCUUCCUGGGUAUUCUCAAUGCUACCGAUUGCAAUGCAGGCUACUCUCCUUUGGGCAACGUUACAGCGGUCAGCAUGAUGCACGUAUCGGGGACUGGAGGAGCUCCUACAUAUGGAAUAGUCUCGCAGAUGCCGUUGCACGGAGGGCUCGAUACUGUCAACUUGGCCGACAAUAUGACGUACUGGCAAAACCGCUCUCUGGAGGCCGAACACGCUGAAGUGGGAAUGUUCACGACGACUCUGUUGAAUGGUGUGAAGAUUGAUAUUACUGCGGCUCAACACUCUGGUAUUAUCAGAUACACGUUCUUGAAGGGCAAGAGUGUCUCGAAUACAAGUAUCGCCUUGACUUCCGGCUCUUCCGUCGCAGUUCGGUCGAGCGAUGCCCACGUCUUGGCAGACCUCACCCAUGUCCUCCCUAGCUACUACAUUCAGGAUUACUCGGAGACCUUCCUGAGAGGCGAUCUUUAUAUCCGUACUGGCUCGAAUGGUCAAGCAUCGUACUACGGCUCAGCUACGUAUUCUGGAGGAUGGAUUCAGCCCGAUACGCAAUCCAUUUUCUUCUGUGCCAACUUCUCCGCAUCGGAUAGUCUGACCCCUACCAACGACUACAUCAAACAAGCUACGAGUAGUGAUGUACCAGGCGCUGGAUCGUUCUUCUGGACGUACGACCCUGUGGUGCCUCUCAACUUCACGCUUCGACCCUCUCCAGACUCACGCACGGACGCCGUCACUUACACAGGCAGUGGGCAAGGUAUUGGAGCGCUCUUCAGCUGGAGUCGAUCUGGGGCAAACAGCUCGGCAGAUGCCAUUGUCGAAUCCAGAGUCGGCAUCUCGUCUAUCUCUGCCAAACAAGCUUGCCAGAAUCUUGCAAAAGAGCUUCCUCCGUCGGUCACCUUUCAGGAUGUCGUGGAGAAGUCCAAGCAAAUCUGGGAAUCGUCCGUGCUCAACACCAUUGAGAUCGGAGACGACAAUUCCACGACAAGCAACAACAAGACUUUGAAACGGAUGUUGUACUCAGCCCUCUAUCAGACGGGUCUAAUGCCAACGGAUAAGACAAGCGAGAAUCCGUACUGGGAGACGACCGACGACAAUCCUUACUACGACGACCACUAUACGAUCUGGGAUACCUAUCGCACGGUCCAUCCGCUCUACCAUUUGAUCUUCACGAGCAUCUACAGCAGAGUUCUCAAGGGCCUUGUAUCCAUCUUCACGAAUGAGGGCUUCCUUCCUGCUGGUCGAGCCGCAAAUUGGAAUGGCAGAGUUCAAGGAGGCACGCAUGCUGAUAUGAUCUUAGCCGACGCUUUCACCAAAGACGUGGUAGGACUCGACGGCGAGAAGGGAUCGAAUAUCCUCGGUGUGGACUGGAACGAAGCGUACCGUGCUGUUUUAAACGAUGCAAGGAAUCCUCCCGUCCGAAACGUCGAUCCUGUAGCUUUCGACGGUGCGACCAAGGAAGGGCGAGGCGCACUCGAGGAACAGCUGCGGUUGAAGUUCAUCACCCGUAAUCACAGCCGCGGCAUCUCACGAGGACUGGAAUAUGCACAGAACGACUUCGCGAUCUACAGCAUAGCAAGUGGUCUCGACCAAACUGGCGACGUCCAAGAAUUUCGUGACCGAUCAGAUUGGUGGCAGAAUCAAUGGAAUCCGCACGCUAACAUCACACUUGCCAACGGUACUCUUGGGCCUUUCACUGGCUUUCCAGGCGCUCGCAAUCUUGACGGAAGCUGGAAUUUCACAGACUAUGAGCUAGUCACUUGCACCGAUUGCGGUUGGAGCGGAGACAUUUACGAGGCAACUGUCUGGCAAACAGCUUUCAGCGCCGCGCCACAUGACAUGGCAAAGCUGAUCGAGCUCAUGGGUGGAGACGAGACAUUUGUCAAGAGACUUGACACUACCUUCGUGCCCGGACUGGGUCAGGCAAGUGAUAACCCGAAUAACGACGCUGGCACGGCGAUCUUCGAUCCUGGUAAGCUCUCUUCCCUCCAUCGCUUCGAGACUCGCACCACUGACACUUGCUAGGCAAUGAGCCUUCCUUCUCGACGCCGUUCUUGUACAACUAUGUACCCAAGAAGAACUGGAAGACCGUGAAUCAGACCCGAGCAAUCGUCGACGAAUUUUACUCUGAUCGAGCAAAUGGCUAUCCUGGGAACACAGACAGUGGAGCACUGCCCAGUUGGCUGGUCUUCAACUUGAUCGGCCUCGUAAGUCACCCAUCAGCCUUCAACACAAAGUCACCCGCACUGUUAUGCUGACCAUGCACUCCAGUUCCCUGUAUCCGCCCAACCAAUCUACCUCCUCAGCGCACCCCGCUUCUCGUCGCUCAAGAUCAAACUGUUUGGCGGUACAUCCCAGGCGAAGACCCUCUGUAUCACCGCACCUGGGCUUUCCGCGGCGAGCUACUAUCCACAAUCUGUCACUUUCAACGGUCAGAAACUAGAUCGCAGUUGGCUACAUCAUUCCGAACUCAGCAAAGGGGGACGUCUGGUGUUUGAGAUGGGCUCGGAGCCCGGGACGUGGGAUAGCGGUGAGAGGCCGCCUUCGCUUUCGGCUUGGUAG